Messenger RNA from Dermacentor silvarum, 471 nucleotides. RefSeq lists its product as uncharacterized. The transcript has a single exon. Gene Ontology annotation, molecular function: sequence-specific DNA binding. The coding region runs from base 1 to 471 and encodes 156 amino acids. The record is from RefSeq and is a predicted model, not a curated record. Lineage: Eukaryota; Metazoa; Arthropoda; Arachnida; Ixodida; Ixodidae.
AUGCAGAAACAGAGGACGGACUCGCAAUGUUUUGCUCCGGGUUGCCGGAGCGGCUACCCGGGCUCCCCGAAGGCGUCUUUGUUCGCCGCUCCUAGGGACGAGGAUCUCCACAGAAAGUGGGAGCGUAACCUCCGGAGAGAUGACAAGCCUCUGACCGAGUCGUCAGCGGUGUGCGAGUACCAUUUCGAGCCAAGGUAUAUUAUGCGCGAAUAUGUGCACGUGAUUAACGGCGGUGAAGUGCGCAUUCCCGGAGGAAAACCGUCAUUGGCACCUGACGCCGUGCCAGGCUGUCCAGCGUACCUUUCCGUCGCAGCACCUAAGCAAUGGCCCGAGAGGAAAACAGCACAACCUGCUCAAGGCGGAAGCGAAAAGCAGCACAAGCCGGAUGCACCUGAUGAAGUCUACGACAGUGGUGAAAUGGAUAGUAUACAUGUUAGAAACCUGACUGUCGGCACUAGUGCAUGGCUCUAG